GCGGCAUAACCCGGACGUAGCUGCUAACCCGGAAGGGGUUGCAUUAGGGCUCUGGCGGCAGUGGUGCCGGGAGCUGCCGGUUUGCAGUCCGCUGCUGCGCUGUCAUGAACGCCCCUCCUGCCUUCGAGUCGUUUUUGCUCUUCGAAGGCGAGAAGAAGAUCACCAUUAACAAGGACACCAAGGUACCCAAUGCCUGUUUGUUCACCAUCAACAAAGAAGACCACACGCUUGGCAACAUCAUUAAGUCGCAGCUGUUGAAGGACCCCCAGGUAUUGUUUGCUGGUUACAAAGUCCCCCACCCCUUGGAGCACAAGAUCAUCAUUCGUGUGCAGACCACACCAGACUACAGCCCCCAAGAGGCCUUCACCAAUGCCAUCACAGACCUCAUCAGCGAGCUCUCCCUCCUGGAAGAGCGAUUCCGGGUGGCCAUCAAAGACAAGCAAGAAGGCAUCGAAUAGUAGGCUGCACGGAGCCUUGCUUGGCAAGUUCCCAUCCUGUGCUGGGCCCUUCUCCAGGCACCAAGUGGGGGAGAGCAGCUUUUUGGAGAUAUCCUGGUGAGCCCCCAGUAUCAACACGUCCUGGAUAUAGAUUCUAUUUUUAUCUUCCUAAUAAAGUGUGCCCAGAAAAUACCUGGA
Manis pentadactyla (Chinese pangolin) is the source of this 635-nucleotide messenger RNA. RefSeq names its product RNA polymerase II subunit J (gene POLR2J). Gene Ontology annotation, cellular component: RNA polymerase II, core complex. Gene Ontology annotation, molecular function: DNA binding; protein dimerization activity. The record is from RefSeq and is a predicted model, not a curated record. Lineage: Eukaryota; Metazoa; Chordata; Mammalia; Pholidota; Manidae. The coding region runs from base 105 to 458 and encodes 117 amino acids. Gene Ontology annotation, biological process: transcription by RNA polymerase II. The transcript is spliced from 4 exons.